UAGUCCCUUCCAGUUUCCACAAAGAAAAAGCCAAAACUCCCACUGCUUUUUUUGCCCAUUGAUGCACAUUUUUCUGGUCAUUCUUUGUUUAGGAAAUGAAAUAUAUCUGAAUAAUGACCCAACGGGCUACUGGCAGUCUAAUUCCUCUUUCAUUUUAUAUAAAAGUUUCACGUUGUCCUACAAUAAGAUAUAUAUGUUUCAGUGUCUUCAAAAAAGUUUUCACUGUGUCUGGAGUACUGUUGAAAUACUUUCACCUUUGGAGAAUUGUCUUAUGUAACUUAUCUCCCAAUUUGGAAUACACAAGGAUACCUGUAAAACUGGUAAAAUAUAAAAAAAUAUUCAAUAUUCAGUAGUUUUGAUAAUGAAGUUCAUGAAAAAAAAAAACCAAAUCCUUACAAUAAGCAUUCUUUAUUUGCAAAAUAUUGGUCAACCAUGAUUUUCCAUUUUUAUUUCAAAAUCCAUGACUGAAUGCUAACAUUUUCCUUCUUUCAUUUAUUGGUCAGACCCUACCCAUUUCAGUGUGUACUGACAGCUGCCCCCCUGGUUAUUUCAAGAGAAAGCAGGAGGAGAAACCAUUUUGCUGCUAUGAUUGCCUUCGAUGUCCCAAAGAGAAAAUGUCAAGGCAGAAGGACAUGGAUGACUGUUCCAAAUGCCCAGAAGAUCAAUAUCCAAAUAAGAAACAAGAUUCAUGUCUUCCAAAGAAAGUGUCUUUUUUGUCCUAUGAAGAACCAAUGGGAAUAGCUUUAGUCACUCUAGUACUUUCUCUCUCUCUCUGCACAAUUCUGGUGCUGGCAACAUUUGUGAAGUAUCACCAUACUCCUAUCGUCAAGGCUAAUAAUCGAAAUCUCUCCUAUGUUCUACUCAUCUCCCUCCUUCUCUGCUUCCUUUGCUCACUGCAGUUCCUCGUUGCACCUGGAAAUAUAAUAUGUCUCUUUCGACAAAUUAGCUUUGGCAUCAUCUUUUCAGUGGCUGUGUCUUCUGUGCUGGCAAAAACCAUCAUUGUGGUUUUAGCUUUCAUUGCCACCCAGCCAGGAUCCAGGAUGAGGAAAUGGGUGGGAAGAGGACUGGCCACCUUCAUUGUUCUUUCUGGUUCCCUGAUUCAAGUAGGCAUCUGUAUGGUGUGGCUGUUCACAUUUCCCCCUUUUCCUGACAUGGACACCCAUUCAGAAAUUGAGGAAAUCAUACUACAGUGUAAUGAAGGUACAGUUAUCAUGUUCUACUGUGUCCUGGGAUACAUGGGCUUUCUGGCAGCUGCCAGUUUCAUGGUAGCAUUUUUCUCCAGGAAUCUUCCCAGCAGUUUCAAUGAAGCUAAAUGUCUCACAUUCAGUAUGCUGAUCUUCUGCAGUGUGUGGCUCUCCUUUGUUCCAUCCUACCUGAGCACCAAAGGCAAAUACAUGGUGGCUGUAGAGGUUUUCUCCAUUUUGGCUUCCAGUGCUGGAUUGUUGGUCUGUAUAUAUUUUCCCAAAUGUUACAUCAUUAUUAUUAGGCCAGAGUUGAACAACAAAGAACAAUUAAUAAAGAGAAGAUAAUAAUAAA
Molecule: messenger RNA, 1536 nt
Organism: Pantherophis guttatus
Lineage: Eukaryota; Metazoa; Chordata; Lepidosauria; Squamata; Colubridae
Product: vomeronasal type-2 receptor 26-like
Biological process (GO): G protein-coupled receptor signaling pathway
Cellular component (GO): plasma membrane
Molecular function (GO): G protein-coupled receptor activity
Source: RefSeq, a predicted model, not a curated record